AUGACGUCUCCUGAUCUAAUAGUGGAGCGACUUCUCCAUCAGGCAACAAAGCUCUUCCAGUUUGAUGUCGCAUAUGAGGACGUGUCGCGCAUGAAGGAGAAGCUGGACUCGUUCAACCUACCGUUCUACGCGCCGUCGGUGGACGAGGUGAGGGACGUGAUCAGGCAGAGCCAGGCGUUCGAUCUCAUCCACAUCCACCUCUUCGAGUCCAAUUGGGAUCCGCACGACAACAUUGAGGUCGCCGUCGAUCUCAUCCACAUCCACCUCUUCGAGUCCAAUUGGGAUCCACACGACGACAUUGAGGACGACGGCGACCUCGUGCUCAAUGGCGUUCGGAGCGGCGUCAACGUCGCCAAGUUCAUCAAGGCCGUGAUUGGGCCUCUCAUCGCGCACCACUUUGGCGAGCACGUAUUGGACGACCUCUUCGAGCUGUAUGCCAAGAAUGUCGUAGUGCACCUUCAGAAAGUAAAGACCAAGUACCCUGUGAACGUUGUUUCCCUCAAGGCAAUUAGUCGCGCGCCAAAGAACCAACAAGCCAGUGACAAGUAUUAUUCAGGUUUCGCGCACGGCCACCACUUUAUGUAG
Miscanthus lutarioriparius is the source of this 585-nucleotide messenger RNA. The record is from the annotation of a GenBank genome assembly. NCBI's taxonomy places the organism in Eukaryota, Viridiplantae, Streptophyta, Magnoliopsida, Poales, Poaceae.